Messenger RNA from Dentiscutata heterogama, 1854 nucleotides. The record is from the annotation of a GenBank genome assembly. NCBI's taxonomy places the organism in Eukaryota, Fungi, Glomeromycota, Glomeromycetes, Diversisporales, Gigasporaceae.
AUGGUUUCAAGACAAGAUUCUUUUAUAUCAGUUGAUUCAUUUCAAGCAAAUAGUGAAACAAGUGCUUUGGAUAUUGUUGAUUCAUCUCAAGAUUUAAAUGAAGAACCAAUUUUAAGUAGUACUUCUAGUACUACUAAUUCGAGAUCUCUAGCUGAUCCACAUUUUAAAUAUGUUAAUUUGAGAUGGCAAUGCGAAUAUUGCCUACAUACUUCUACAUUUUUGAAGCAUUUAAGAAGUAAACAUAUAGAAAAACUUGAAAGUUCACCAAGUUUUAAUGACGAAUUAAAAAAAUUUAUUAUCAAAAUAAGAGCAUCACCACAGCGUCGACAAAAUUUUGAACAGCAAUGCAUUAAUAUUGGACUUAAGCCAUUACAACUUAUUUCUGAUAAUGCUACUCGUUGGAAUUCAACAAGUAUGAUGAUUGAAAGAGCAUUAAAUCUCAAACAGACAAUUAAAAAUACUAUACUUGUUGAUAAAGAACUUGAAAUCUAUAGAAUAUUAGAAGAUGAAUGGAAAUAUCUACAAGAAAUUUUAAAUUUAAUGCAGCAUUUUAAAAAAGGAACUAAAUAUGUUGAAGGUCAAUUAUAUCCUACACUUACACAUAGUGUUCCAGUUUAUAAUUACUUAAUAAAUAAACUAGAAAAAAUAAUUGACCAAUCAACAGAAUUAGUUAUAAUAAAUGCUGCAGAUGCUGCAAAAUCUAAAAUACUUGAAUAUUAUCCAUUUACAGAUGGAUAUGUAUAUACAAUUGCUACUAGAAUAGAACUAGAACAUAUUAUCGAAUUGGCUAUGAAUAAGCUUAUUGGUGGACAAUUUUUUAGCAUUUGGAAGAAAGAAGUACAAAUUAAAAUAUUGGAUACUUUGGCUAUUCUAGGACCCUGUUUAUAUAUCAAAAUAGCACCACAAUCUGGAUAUGUGUCUGAUUUAAUAGCAAACAAUAUGCGCCUUUGUAUUAGUGUUAUAGAGGAUUGUAAAUAUUUUGUUAUAUCGAUGCCUACCGAACCUGUGCUAGCAGAGGCUAGCGCUCGAAUAAUAAAUGAUCCAAAAAUCAGCCUCACAGAACUUAUUAAUAAGCUCUCUAAAGCCUUAAAAAAAGGCAUAGUAGAGGCCGAAUUUUUAAAAUCAUUACUCGCGGACAAUGUUUAUGAGAAAAUAAAGAAUCGCCUUGAAGAGACAGUAAAAUUUACAGGAAGAAAAUUCAGUGAAGCUUAUAUUAAGUUCACACACUUUAUCAAUAUUACAUAUAUUCCAGAUAAAAAAGAUCUUAGGGAUGCUCUGAUUCGCGGUAUUGCAUAUUCAUGUAAACGAAAUCAGCGGGGAGCAGGUAUUAUAAUACCGCUCUAUAUGGGCACUCUUGAUGAAAAGUUUAACGAAGAUCGUAUUUCAUACAUACUAAUACAAGUUAAAAAUCACUCUACUAAUAAUAGAGGUUAUGGAUAUAAAAAAUUUGCAACUAGUUGUCUGUCGCCAGCUUAUAUAGGCAUUGAGGAUCUACUGUAUAUGCCAUUUUUGUCGUUGUAUUUGCAAUUAGGUGCAAAAUCAGAAUUAACUGACAUUCCGUCAAAGUUUACUACAACAUGUAAAAUAGAUUUAUGCAAACGUAAAAUUGCAAAAGUACUAGAAAAUUAUAAAAUGGAUGCUAAAGGAACAGAAAAGGAAUUUAUCAAGAAGAUUAGACUUGGAAAGGAAGAUUCAGAUACUUCAAGGCAGUCUACACCAGUUCCUACAACCUCACCAUCGACCAAGGUUAAUGAUCUCACAAAUAGCCUUAAACAUUUAUUGUCUGCAUGGGUUGAUCCCGUGAUGGGAGAAAGUCAAGAAACAAUGGAGAUAGUUAAACGUAUGACUCCAAAG